Messenger RNA from Effrenium voratum, 1042 nucleotides. The record is from the annotation of a GenBank genome assembly. Lineage: Eukaryota; Dinophyceae; Suessiales; Symbiodiniaceae.
ACCGCCAUCGUGUACGGAGCUGAAACAUGCAAUGCUCAAAUGGCCAAAAACCAGAAGAGCCCGGGCAGCAUCCCUGCUGUACACCCAUCAUGGAAGCCGUGGGGGCCUGGCUUUGGCAUUCACGUCUUCCGCAACGUGAUUGCAACAGCAGGCUUGCGCAUGUUCUGCCUACCUUGCACCACUGCCAUUGAGAAGGCCACCGGCAAAAGCAACUCAAUGACUACACUUGCAGGCGAUUUUGCGGGAAACGUUUGCGCAGCCUGCCUAUCGGCGCCAGUGCACCAGCUUUACGGGUACACGGUAACCACUCCUGAACUCAGGACUUUGCCUGCCGCAGAGCAGCGAGAAAGAAUGGUUUCGUUUUUGAAAGAUCAAUAUUUGAUCACAUCCGGCGGAAGGACGCGGCUCAGCAGCAUCGUUCCACGAGAUCUUUUCAUGCGCAGCAUGUACGUGGCUGUAGCUUACACAAUGUACUCCACGGUGGAAAGAACUUUGGUGGCGUGCUGGAACAGCUGUGAAUAUCCUCUGGCUUUGCCAAAGAAGAAGUCGCCGCAAAAGUCCAGUAGCUUGACGCCUCUCAACAAGGCCAAAGGAAUGGCUGCCACAACAGGUUCUAUGAAUUCCUUCGCGCCGGUUGAAAUGAGUAGCGGUCCUGGUGCUGGUGAUGAUCUCAGGUAUGUGCUGAAGGAAGGACAAAAUAUCAAUGGCGCGUACUACUUGGUUGAAAUGGCGACCGACGGACGAAGCUUAGCCAUCACUGCGUACAACACGGAUCAGAAGGUGACAGUGGAACUGUUGGUGAACGAGAGAAAUCAUCGCAAGCUGUAUCGAGAUCACAAUGGCGAUUACAGAGCCAUCGCUGCGAAACUUUACUUGGACAGCGAGCAACAGCUGCACAUCAAUCAUGAAGGAAUGGGGCCUUGAGCGGUGAUCACCAUCCCUGCACAGCAGCCUCGUCCGUCUCAGACGUUCACCGCCACUGUUUGCCACUUCUGUGAAGCAUCAAUUAGGCGUUGACAUACAUACAUAUAUGUUAUGUGUA